Molecule: messenger RNA, 2537 nt
Organism: Penaeus monodon (black tiger shrimp)
Lineage: Eukaryota; Metazoa; Arthropoda; Malacostraca; Decapoda; Penaeidae
Product: protein KRI1 homolog
Biological process (GO): endonucleolytic cleavage in ITS1 to separate SSU-rRNA from 5.8S rRNA and LSU-rRNA from tricistronic rRNA transcript (SSU-rRNA, 5.8S rRNA, LSU-rRNA)
Cellular component (GO): nucleolus; 90S preribosome
Source: RefSeq, a predicted model, not a curated record
UGGAAAUUUGCGUCGAGAACACGCGAUGGAGAAGAAAAACAACAACACAUAAUUCUUCAAAAUAAUCGUGUUUUAUCAUUGUUAAUUAAGUAUGUCUAUGAAAAAUAUCUUUGAUGAGGAUGGUGUAGAUGAUGAAUUUCACAUAAAUGAACAGUAUGCUUCCAAAUAUGAUGGAUGGAGACGGAAUGAAGAACUGCAAAAGUUGAAAGACAAGUAUGGAGAUGUUGAUGAUCUUGAAGAGUCUGAAAGCUCCUCUUCAGAUGAUGAAUUUGCUGAGCCCGACAACCCCAAGUUCAACAAAGCUUUCCUGAAGGCUCUCAGUGCAAUACAGUCAGAAGAAUACAGUGACUUGAAGGGCAAGCCAUUCUUCACCGAGGAAGAUUAUGGACCAAAAAAGAAGAAGGAAAAACAGGAGAAGCCCAUGACACUUAAAGAUUAUGAGCGUCACAUUAUCCUAGACCAUGGAGGGAGACUAAAAGAUGAUGAAGAGGAAGAGGGAAGAUGUUAUUAACUUCGUCAAAGGCAAGAAGAGGUCCCUAAAAGAUAAGGAGGAUGAGGCCAUUCUGCAAACCCUGAGAGAUAAGUGGAGCAACCCAAACAUCUCGAAGGAUGAGAAGUGGCUCGCGGACUUUUUCCUCAAUCAAAAAUAUCUAGAGGAGGAAGAUGGGAAUGUCGAUCGAGCAUAUAAUGAAACUGUCAUUGAUGAGGAAACUUUGUCAGAUGAUGAAAAGACCUUGGCAAGAAUGGAUGAUUUUGACAGACAAUAUAGAUUCAGGUUUGAAGAACCAGAGCAAGAAUUCCUGAAGCACUACCCAAGAAAUAUUGAGGAUUCAGUCCGAGCAAAAAAGCAGAAAAGAAAGGAGGCACGUGAAGCCUAUGAAAAACGGAAAAAGGAGGAAAAAGAGCAAAAAAGACAAGAGAUUGCUCGCCUGAAAUCCCUCAAAUAUCAGGAGAUUCAAGACAAAAUUCUGAAGAUCAAACAAGCUUCAGGAAAUGAGGAUAUUGAUUUAGGUAAUGAUGAACUGGAGGAAGACUUCGACCCAGAGGCUCACGAUGCCAAGAUGGCUGACAUGUUCGGGGAUGACUACUACAACAUGGAGGUCGAGGAUGAUAGAAAGCCAGUGUUUAGUGAUGAUGACGAUGAUCUCAAGGAUUAUGAUGAAUAUGUGGAUAAAUAUGGGAAGAGUGUUGUGGGUGGAGGAGGUGAUGACUCUGACCAGGGUGAUGAUGGAGAAGAGCAGGAAGAACAGGAAUAUGAUGACAACUUUGAUUAUGAAAAUUUCAAUAUGGAUGCUGAUUAUGAUCCAAAUGAGGAAUCCAAGAACCAGCAGCAGGAAGUUAUAGAAUCCUCAUCCAGAGUUAAUCGCAGAAGAAAGUCAAAGUUUGCUCGGGCACUCAAGAAAAAGAAGCCUGUGUUUAACCCUGAUGAAAAGGAUUUUGACUCCUAUUUUAAUGAGUACUACAACCUUGACUUUGAAGACAUUGUGGGAGGAGUGCCGUGCCGGUAUAAAUAUCGGAAAGUAGAGCCAAAUGACUUUGGUCUGUCAACUGAAGAGAUUCUCAAUGCUGGUGUUACUGAGCUCCAGAAAUGGAUUCCAAUUAGACAAAUAUUAAGACAUGACAGAACAGAUGCAAUGGAGAAGAGAGAUCGGAUCAAUUAUAGGCAGCGCGCAGAGAUGAUGCACAUUAAACAGAAAAUUCUUCCCAGUCUUUUUGCUGAAAAUCCAGAGGAUAUUUUAGAAGCAGAGGAAGAAAAGAAAAGACAAAAGAACCUGAAGAAAAAACUAAGACGGCAAAAGAAGCUAGAAGAGCAGGAGAACAUGUUAGGUGAAGGCAAUACUGAACUAGAUGAUGGAGAGAAUACAGAAAGAUCUCGGAAAAAGCGUGGCUUAGAAGGAGCCAAUACCAAAUCACCCAAGAAGAAGAGAAAGGAGGAGGAGGAAGAGGAAGCUGCAGUUGAAGAAAACCAGAAUGGGGAAGUUGAGACACCAAAGAAAAAGAAGAAGAAAAAGAAGAAGUUAGCAGUCAUUGAAGGACAUCAAGAACCAGAGGUAGAAACAGAAACAAUUACAGAGGAAAGAAUUAAUGAUAAGACAACAGAGGAGGAGGAAGAACACCAAGAACCAGAAAUGGAAAUACCAACAUAUACAGAGGAAAGUGGUAAGAAAAAGAAGAAAGUCAUUGAAGAAAACCAGGAAAAUGAGAACAAGAAGAAGAAAAAGAAAAAGAAGAAGAAGAAGGAAGAGGAAGCAGAAGAGGAGAAGGAGGUACAGGCACAAGAUGUAAGUGAAGUAAUUAAGCCUCCAAGGAAAGAGAAACGAAAAUGGAAGACAAAUGGAAAGGAAGAUCCUUUCCUCCAGGGCAUAUGCGAUGCAAGACUGGCAGCAUAUGGAGCAAACCCAAAGAAAAUCAAGAACAAGGUGAAAUAUGGGAAAAAAUCUGUUGACUGAAAUAGUUGUUUUCAUUCUGAGUAUCUCAAAAGGAACAGCUGGGAAUUUCUUUUAUAAUUUACACAAAUAAAGUGUAUUUUGACAGUU